CAUCGCGAGAUUUGAUCGGCGGCGGAGACUCUGUCCCUUUGGAACGCUCGGAGUCCCGGACCGCGGAACGGGGGGGAGAAAAGACCAUGCAGGCUGCGGUGGCCAUCGCCCGGCGGGGGCUGUUGGGUGGCGGCUCGGGCAUCACCUUUUCUCGGAGUAUACAAACAGGCAUCCAGAGAUUUCAAACGUUACUGGAAAACUCAGACUCAGCAACAGACAAAGAGCUAGAUUCCACACAGUCAAAGGGCUUCAGCUAUUUCCCUCCAGUGCCGGGAAAAGAAAGCUCCUUGCAGUGGGAUGGAAAGAAGUUUGAAGAAAUCCCAAUAGUUCAUAUCAAAGCUACCUACAAUAACACUCACAUCCAGGUUUUCACAGCUGAGAAAGUCCCUCUGGUCCUACUCACCUGUGGCUACAUGGGGUUCAAGAAUGCAAAGAAAUCGACAGCUCUUGCAGCACAGACAACUGGAAUUGCAGCAGGAAAUAAAGCAGCGAAAAAGGGCGUGUAUCACGUUCGAGUCGUGGUGAAAGGCCUGGGACCUGGGCGGCUGGUAAGCACUUCCUGUUUCUUUGUAGUCGUUCUUCAAGUGAGAGGGAGUCUUUAUUGGCUGAACUCCUGCGUUUAUCAAGGGCCACGGUGAUGGAGUGAAUGUCAC
Molecule: messenger RNA, 653 nt
Organism: Notechis scutatus (mainland tiger snake)
Lineage: Eukaryota; Metazoa; Chordata; Lepidosauria; Squamata; Elapidae
Source: RefSeq, a predicted model, not a curated record